UUAUAUUAACCACAGUCCACAGUCACUCCAAUAUAAAAUUAAUUGGCAGGUUGUCUUCAAUAUUCACUGAUUUAUCUAAUGUUUCUGCCAUAAAUCAGCAGAAAGAAGCCUGUAUUGAGACCAAGCUUUAGGAUUUCUCUCUUGUCACCCUAAAACCACACAAGCUCUCUCAAAUCUCCACAUAACUCAUUCUGCUCAGAAAGGGGUUCCACCCCCCUCCCUGUCCUCCUCCUAUGUCAAAGAUACAAUACAAUUGUACUGUAAUUAUGUAAUACAGUUAUGUAACUAUUGUAUCUUCCAUUAAUCAGAAACAUUAAGUCCUGAAUAUGAUAUCCUUGAGACAAAGUCAUGCAAAAAUGGAAAAUAAUGGCUUUUUAUUUGCAUGCGGACGUGCCUAUAGCUGGAAUUUAGAGUAAUGUGUCAAUAUCAGCUUUAACAUUUACAUUAACAAUAACCCCAUUAUCUGACGAGCGCCAUGGAUUGUAACAUUUAGUUUGAAAGUGUGAUAUCAUUUAAGUGUAGGGAAACAGCUCCUGUGUUGAUAAGAGUACUGGCCUCUGGUUUAAAGGUAUAUAAGGAGCAUCCAGCCCUCAGUUUAAUGUACAAAGCUGAAGAUGGGUAAGCUACUGAUCUGGACUGGCCUGGCCUUCCUGCUGCAUCUGCAGCUAGGAUCCUCCUACAUCCUUUCAUGUUACUUCACCAACUGGGCCCAGUACAGACCAGGAGCUGGGAAGUACUUCCCCACCAACAUCGACCCAUGUCUGUGUGAUCACCUGAUCUAUGCCUUCGCUGGAAUGAGUAACAACCAGAUCAAGACUUAUGAGUGGGACGAUGUCAAACUCUACUCGCAGUUCAACGGCCUCAAGAACCAGAAUGGAAACCUGAAGACCCUCUUGGCUAUUGGUGGCUGGAACUUUGGAACUGCUCAGUUCUCUGCUAUGGUGGCCAGCUCUGGCACCCGUCAGAUUUUCAUCCAGUCUGUGAUCAAGUUCCUGAGGCAGUACGAGUUUGACGGGCUGGAUAUUGACUGGGAAUACCCCGGCUCCAGAGGCAGCCCCUCCCAGGACAAGCAGCUCUUCACCACCCUGGUCCAGGAAAUGCAGGCUGCCUUUGAGGCUGAAGCCAAGCAAAGCAACCGCCCUCGUCUCAUGGUGACCGCCGCUGUCUCAGCCGCCAAGGGAACCAUCGACUCUGGAUACCAGGUCGCCCAGGUCUCCCAGUACCUGGAUUAUCUCCACGUGAUGACCUACGACUUCCAUGGAACCUGGGAGCAGCAGACUGGUGAGAACAGCCCUCUGUACAAGGGACCUGCCGACCAGGGCGCCAUGACCGACUUCAACGUGAACUACGCCAUGAACUACUGGAAGAGCAGUGGUGCCCCUGCAGAGAAACUGCUGGUCGGCUUCCCCACCUACGGACACACCUGGACCCUGGCAAACCCCUCCAACAAUGGUGUGGGAGCCCCAACUGCUGGCGCCGGCCCUGCUGGACCCUUCACCAGACAGGCAGGCUUCUGGGCCUACUAUGAGAUCUGCACCUUCAUCAGUCAGGGAGCCACUCAGGCCUGGGAUGCCCCCCAGGAUGUCCCCUAUGCCUACAAAGACAACCUGUGGGUCGGCUAUGACAACGAGAAGAGCUUUAACAUCAAGGUUCAGUGGCUGAAGCAGAACAACUUUGGAGGCGCCAUGGUCUGGACUAUCGAUCUGGAUGACUUCAGCGGCACCUUCUGUAACCAAGGCAAAUACCCCCUGAUCAACACUCUGAAGACUGCACUGGGAACAGGCAGCACAGGCUGCACCGCCCCAGCAAACCCCCUGCCCCCCGUGACUCAGGCCCCAGCCCAGCCCAACCCUCCCUCCGGUGGAGGCAGUAGUGGAGGCAGCAGCAGUGGAGGGAGUGGCUUCUGUGCUGGCAAAGCCAAUGGCCUGUACCCUGAUGCAUCCAACAAGAACCACUUCUGGGACUGCGUGAACGGAGAGACCUACAACCAGCACUGUGGGGCUGGCCUGGUCUUCGACACCAGCUGCUCCUGCUGCAACUGGGCUUGAGCACAGACAGCACCCCCUCCCUCCAACACUGAUUACGAUUUAUCAAAAGCGCAUGUGUAAUCAUAAAUCGAAACACCCAAUCAAGA
Acipenser ruthenus (sterlet) is the source of this 2134-nucleotide messenger RNA. RefSeq names its product acidic mammalian chitinase-like. The coding region runs from base 615 to 2048 and encodes 477 amino acids. Gene Ontology annotation, cellular component: extracellular region. The record is from RefSeq and is a predicted model, not a curated record. Gene Ontology annotation, biological process: carbohydrate metabolic process; chitin catabolic process. The transcript is spliced from 11 exons. NCBI's taxonomy places the organism in Eukaryota, Metazoa, Chordata, Actinopteri, Acipenseriformes, Acipenseridae. Gene Ontology annotation, molecular function: chitinase activity; chitin binding.